Nematocida major is the source of this 1035-nucleotide messenger RNA. RefSeq lists its product as uncharacterized. Lineage: Eukaryota; Fungi; Microsporidia. The record is from RefSeq and is a predicted model, not a curated record. The transcript has a single exon. Bases 1 to 1035 code for a protein of 344 amino acids.
AUGCAGUCAAAUGAAGUAAUUCCUGCGCCUAUCAACGUGUCGAUACUCGCUGUUGUCUUCUGCGGCUCGUACCCUGUUAUUCUUUCGUGCAUAAUGUCGGACCCUACGCAGGUUCUUAUCUCUCUAAUAGCGGGGGUGCUGUCUUUUCUGGCGAUUCCCGGAAGAAACUCAAAAAUGAAGCUGCUUGUGUCGACAGUUCUCUCAAUGCUUCUUUUUUUUAUGCCCGAGGGAAAUGUGAGGGCUUUUUUCAUCGGGUUCUCCCAGUCGUACUCGCAGACGGUUGCCGAAAUAUACACAAGCAACCUUUCUCUGGUCUCGUUUCGGGAAAUGUCGGUUUCCCUGCUGGGCAUUCUCACAACUAUGCAGUCCUGUUUUGUUUUCCUGCUUCUGGCGUUUCUUCCGUGGUUUGCGCCUCUGUUCUCUUCCUUUUUUUGCGUGUUUGCCCUUAUUUCUCUGGAGGUGGCGGCGCUGCUUUUGUGCACGCCAACGCCGCCGUCUGAGCUGCUGGAAAACGCGGACGUGUCGAUACUGUACGGGGACGUAUACAAAAAUCUGGCAAGCCUAUUCCGAAACACGCCGUUUGCAUACUUCCACCGAGAGUACACAGCGCUUGUGGUCAAGUACAACAAAAAGCCGAUCGGCACGUAUGCGCGGCUCUGCACAAUUAUAGAGAAGGUCAAUAUAUCCUUUAUCUCCACAGGCGUGCUGGGCCUUCUCUCUACAAUUUCGCACAGCUCAAUAUACCUAUCAAUAUUCAGCUGUGUGAGCAUGUUCAAGUGGAUAUAUGCCAACCGAUAUCCAAAGGACUAUCUCAUACUGAGCAUUGUGUGCAUAUGCCUUGUUCUUAUCUCCAUGGUUCUUUACCAGGUCAAGCCCAUAUUCAUCAUACUUAUGGCGGCCAGCCUGUACCUGGUUCCUUCUAGCACAGGGUACAUAAGCUUGGACAGGUACACCAUAGGCAUUUCGAACACAGUCCGAAACUCGCUGGGAGUGCUUAUAUACAUGCUCCUGCUUAAAGAGCAGUGCGGAAGAUAG